Anguilla rostrata (American eel) is the source of this 2067-nucleotide messenger RNA. RefSeq names its product transmembrane protein 130 (gene tmem130). The coding region runs from base 62 to 1051 and encodes 329 amino acids. The transcript is spliced from 8 exons. Lineage: Eukaryota; Metazoa; Chordata; Actinopteri; Anguilliformes; Anguillidae. The record is from RefSeq and is a predicted model, not a curated record. Gene Ontology annotation, cellular component: plasma membrane.
UACUCCAGCAGCCAUUCUGUCGCCUCCGUUCGUGCUGCAAGUGAGAACUGGAUGUGUCUACAUGCAUAUGUGUCGGAUGAAAUGCGUUGCGGUCUUUGUCUACUUUUCGAUCUCUCUGGUACGGCAAGCCGUCUACACCGAUGACACAAUCAAUUUAUCAGAAAUGGCCUCGGGAAAACUUACUUUUCGUCAGAUGGAGGGAAAUGAAACUUACUUACGGAGCACCUUGGAACUAGCUGCUGACAUACCAACAGAAGCUUCUUUCGAGCUUUUUGACCCACGACACGUGUUUCGCUAUGUGAAGUUCACGUAUACGUGGGACCUGGGGAACGGAGAAGUUAUAGUGGGAAAGGAGCCUUUUGUGCGAUACAAUUACAACUCUUCGGGAAACUACACUGUAAGACUGACCUUGGGUGCCUACUGGGCCAGACACACACGACUAACAGGAUUCUACUCCACAGACUUAAAAGUAUUGGAUGCCAUAAGGACUAUUGAGCUGAUGGGACCCUCAGAUUAUAAGGUCUCCCAAAGUACUAGCCUGUCCGUGUUUGUUGGUGGGAGUCCUCCUAUGUGGAUAUGUUGGUCAAUGGUGCCCAACUGCGUGGCUGUUUCUCCAGUGUCCUGCCACUGGGUGAAGUUGUAUGGAAACAUAUUUAACCUGAACUACACCUUCACAUCUGUGGGCAAAUACUGUCUGAACUUGACAGUCAGGAAUGACAUCAGCACGCUCCAGACCUCCUAUGACAUUAUAGCGUGGAGAGAUCCGACCAGUAACCUGCUCUUCAUCUUUCCUUGCGCCACACUUAUCUUGUCCACGUUUGCCCUCAUCAUUGCGACUGCAUGUCGUUCAAAACGUAAAGCCAAGAGGAACACGGUGGAGGUGGCAAACUUCAAUUUCUCCCCAGAGGCCCCAAAAAUGGAAACGAAGUAUAAGAGCUUGGGUUGCUCCCCAAAUUUUAAUUCCAUCCCGUCUUCACAGAAGAAGAGCGAAAUUCAACCUUUGCUCAUUCACUCCAGGGAGUCCUCCUCGACCUGCUUUUCACAGCUGUAAUCCUCUCCGAGGUUCAAUCAGAGGCAGCAUUCGUCACGGUGCCAGUGAAUUUCAUAGUACUGUCACGAGGUCUGGAGCCAGUGAUAUUCUGUUGGAUUGUUGCUUCCAGCACUGCUGCUGUCAACACCAUGACCUCAUUAUGCAAGUUGAUCAAAUUAUCAGCUGAUAUACUCUGGUACUUACAGUAUGAACUCUAGAGGUACAGACUAACCGGUCAAUGGAAGUGGUCUGAAACUGUAAGUAAAAUACACCUUUUUAAUAUUCUUGCUAUCAUUAAUACAAAACACUCUAAGUAUGAAUUGGAGUCACACUAAAUAUGAAUUACACAAAAUAAUUUGAUCAAAAUUAGACAAAGGAGCACUAUUGCUAAGGAGUGCUUUAGUAUGUGGGCAAAGUGUUAAAUGUAAAGAAGGGCCAGAACUAAAUCAAUCAGUUUGCAAAAGAAGCCAAAAUAUCACUAGAAAAGUAAAGUGUCAUUCAUAAAGCCAAAAAGAUAUGGUUCCAGUGAGAUCCAUAUUACUGCUACAGGAUGAGGGUAGGCUAUUUUGAAAAAUCUGCAAGAGUAAUAUCGAUAAGUAAUAACCUACAGUAAUAACCAUUUCAAUCAAUAAAGGAUUAAAAAUAUUCUUGGUUUAUUAUGAUAUUGCUGAGUUCUAUACAAGCUCCAUUCUCAGUGCAUUUGUAUCUUUGAGGUUCUACUGUAAUAUCUUGUGAGAAUAAUUUUCUUUGGAAAUGGUGAUGGCAGUCUCUUGAAGCUAUAUAUAGAAUUUGAAAUUCUUUCUUGUGCCACGUGAUUUUGUUGGUUUAUGCUGAAAUAGUGGAAUGGUGUGGAAUAUGUAAAUUUUAUAAUUUGGUGCCUGUAAUUGCAAUGGGUGUUCUGUUCAGUAUAUAUACGAAAUAAUUUUACAGUUUGUACAACUGAAUAUUUUUGCUCUGUAUAAAAAGUGCUUUGAGGGGUAGAAUGGCUUGAAAGUUAUGUCUGACAUGAUUUUAAUGUAUAACCGUGAACAUAAAAA